Molecule: messenger RNA, 1143 nt
Organism: Suillus bovinus
Lineage: Eukaryota; Fungi; Basidiomycota; Agaricomycetes; Boletales; Suillaceae
Exons: 6
Coding region: 1-1143 (380 amino acids)
Source: RefSeq, a predicted model, not a curated record
AUGCGCAUGCUCCAGGAACAGGAGGCAUACUCCAAACUUUUCUACACAACUUGUGUUCAGCCAACUGUUAAAGGAUCCCUGGAGAAAGCUGCUCAAGAACACAGGUCACUUACCAAUGGCGAACAUGUCGCUCUUGUGAAGAAGGAGACUGUGAUGUUAUAUGCCCAGGAGUUGCCUGAUAUCAAGGACCAAGUGAAGCAGUAUCUCGAAGACCAGAAGCAGCAGAAAAUCCAAGAUAAGCAAAUCAGACGCAGGCAGAUGCCUGAUUACUCAUGCCAAAGCCCCAAGGCCUUAUACCUAAUGCACGCACAUGCAGAUCUCGAAUCCACAAGUUCUGCAACCAGUGCUCAAUCCAUCAGUGGACAUGCAUCCUCGCAGGAGUAUGACACUCUCCAGCAAAGUUUAUUUAAGCCGUUCAAUGACUCCUUGAACACGCUGCCAAAUGUGGCUGUAGCCCCCACACUGGGUCCGAAAAUGAGCUGUCGCAAACGGGCGCGGGAGAAUUCUGAUGAGAAUAUCCCAUGUAUAGAGUCGGAAACUCUUGAAGCACGGAAGCGAUGUGCUACAUCUAGCUUAUUUAGCGACUCGUAUGCUGAAGCUGUGGGUGCUGGCUAUUUGAAUCUCAGAGUCGCACUCAAAUUAAUUCUGAAUUCUUGCAGGGUUCUUCCUGCCAUGAACUUCAAUUCCAAAUUCCAUGGCUCAAAGACUAUAUUCAGGAUGCGUCCCCACAGUCGAUCCCCCCCCGUUACCACAUUCAAUCGAGAACACGAGCGUUCAGAGCAUGAUCCUGUGCUCCCUCCUGCUGAGGAAGCUAUGCACCAUGCUCCUACAGAGUCAGUAAAUAAGCGCUCACUUGGUCAGCAGCGCCGUCGUGCACGUGAACGUGCAGAAAAGGAGCGCAGCCGCCAGGUAGCCACACCAAUUGCAUCCAAUGAACCACGUGUGCUAUCUGUACCAAGGGCGGAGCCACAGACUCCAGGAGUGCAUAUGGAUGUAGAUAUUCCCUUCCACUCGCAAUUGGAGCAUGAACAUGCUGAAGAGCAGAUCGAGCAUGGGCAACCUCAUCAUCAUGAGCAUGAGCCCCUCGAACAGCACCCUUUAUGUGGGGCAGAUGUCCUUGCUCGACCUCACCCACCACUGUGA